Sabethes cyaneus is the source of this 1372-nucleotide messenger RNA. RefSeq names its product beta-1,4-galactosyltransferase 7 (gene beta4GalT7). The coding region runs from base 215 to 1159 and encodes 314 amino acids. NCBI's taxonomy places the organism in Eukaryota, Metazoa, Arthropoda, Insecta, Diptera, Culicidae. Gene Ontology annotation, biological process: carbohydrate metabolic process; proteoglycan biosynthetic process. The record is from RefSeq and is a predicted model, not a curated record. Gene Ontology annotation, molecular function: xylosylprotein 4-beta-galactosyltransferase activity. The transcript is spliced from 3 exons.
GAUGGCUAUGUGCACAGUAUUAUGUUACUUUCGGGUUAUAUAAAAAAUUAAAUCGACCUGCAGUUUAAGGUCUGUGUUAUCGUAACAGAUACGUUCUCGUUCAAGUAACUAGUGAUGUGGCGGUAAUUAAAAAGUUUUCAACACGGCAUGAAAUUAUUCUGGCCCUACGCUAGUAGUUUUACCUCUAGCCAGUGAUUUAAAAUUAAGAGGUGCAAUGAUUGGAUUGAGAUCGGUUUACGUGCGCUUUGUAAGCAUCAUCGUUCUAGCAUCGAUAGGGGUCACUCUGAUGAUUUCCAGUCUUCCAAUAUCUUCCGAUACCUGUCGAUGUGAAGCUCCCACUGAUCACGACAAACAACACGAAAGGUUACAGAGCAGUUUUCUGGAGUCGUCAGCAUCAGAUAAACCUAAACUCGCUAUUUUGGUACCGUUCCGUGAUCGGUUCGAUGAGCUGUUACGUUUCGCACCGCACAUAUCAGCAUUUCUGAAUCGUCAACAGAUUCCGUUUCACAUAUUCGUCCUAAACCAAAAUGAUCGUUUUCGAUUUAACCGAGCCUCGCUUAUUAAUGCGGGUUUUCUGGAAGUGAAACGUCGCUACGAUUACAUUGCAAUGCACGACGUCGAUCUGCUGCCGAUGAACGAUAAUCUUAAGUACGAGUAUCCGGCCGAUGGACCGUUGCACAUUUCCGGACCGGAGUUUCACCCGAAGUAUCAUUACCCUACAUUCAUUGGCGGAAUACUGCUGUUAAGAGUGGAACAUUACCAAGCACUGAAUGGCAUGUCGAACCGAUACUGGGGUUGGGGUCUGGAGGAUGACGAAUUUUAUGUGCGCAUAAAAGAAGCCGGUUUGGAAGUAUUUCGACCGAAAAAUAUUACCACUGGAACGGAAAAAACUUUCCUGCAUGUUCACGAUCGUUUGCACCGGCGACGCGAUACUACAAAGUGCUACAACCAGCGUGAGGUGACACGACGGAGAGAUCGUGAAACCGGACUGGACACACUGCGCUACAGCGUAGACAAGCGCUACGAACUGACGGUCGACCAGGUUCCGGUGACCGUAUUAAGCAUCAAUUUGGAAUGCGACCGAUCUCAAACUCCGUGGUGUGAAUGUGAUGGCAAAAGCGACGGCAAAGCUCGACUAGAAAGUAAGAAAAAAGUGUGACCCCGUUAAUCUAGCCUACAGCUAGGUCCUAAGCGCUUAGCUUGAAAUACUUGAUGAAAUUAAAACUGUUGCCAUAGCCUUGCAUGUUUAACGGAUACGUUUUAAUUCUCUAUGACCGCUUGAAUCUACCAGGUCUGCUAGAAAAUAGGUUUUUUGUAUACUCCAAUUUUUCAUUUUCACAGUUUCAGAAAAAAACUCAAAAUAAAUGUUAAA